Triticum turgidum subsp. durum (durum wheat) is the source of this 2637-nucleotide messenger RNA. NCBI's taxonomy places the organism in Eukaryota, Viridiplantae, Streptophyta, Magnoliopsida, Poales, Poaceae. The record is from the annotation of a GenBank genome assembly.
AUGACUCCAACUAAGCAACACCACCUCCAUGUCCUCCUGCUCCUCCUCAUAUGCUCCUCCUCCAUAGUUGUUGCAGCCAAGCAUAACACCGCUGUCCUUUGCCACCCUGAUCAAGCUUCUUCCCUGCUCCAGCUAAAGCAAUCCUUCAUCGACGUCGAUGCAAAGUUGGCUUCAUGGCGAGCUGGAAGUGACUGCUGCCAUUGGGAGGGCGUCACCUGUGACAGGGACUCUGGGAGAGUCAUUUCCCUAGACCUUGGUGGGUUUAACUUGAUGAGCCGUCAUCUUCACCCUGCAAUCUUCAACCUCACAUCUCUGAGGAACCUCAGCCUUGCACACAAUGACUUCGGCACUGCCACCCUCCCAACUCACGGGUUCGAGCAGCUCCCAAAUAUCAUUCAUCUCAACUUCUCCUCUACCAGUUUUUUCGGCCAGUUUCCUGUUGGAAUUGCCCGCCUCAAGAACCUUGCCACUCUUGAUUUUUCUGAUAAUUUUGACUUAUAUCUACAAGAGCCAAACUUCCAGACCUUCAUGGCAAAUCUAAGCUAUCUGAGGGAGCUCCGGCUUGAUGCAGUAGACAUCUCCACCAGCGGAUCAAAUUGGUCCAUUGUUCUGGCGGACUCUGUUCCUCAGCUGCAAAUUCUUAGCUUGUUUCUGUGCGGUAUGUCUGGCCCUAUCCAUCAUUCUUUCUCGAGGCUUCGUUCCCUAACGAUUAUCAAUCUCAGAAACAAUGAGAGGCUCACUGGCAAAGUUCCUGAAUUCUUUGUUGAAUUUUCUUCCUUGAGAAUUCUUGAUAUAUCAGGAUGUUCUUUUAGAGGGCAAUUUCCAACAAAAAUUAUCCUGAUGAAAAGUUUGAGGGUGAUAGAUUUAUCUGAGAGCCCUAAACUUUCUGUGUGCUUACCAGAUUUCCCAGUUGGAAAUAACCUGGAGGUGUUAAAUCUAGCAGGGACCACUUUGUCUUGUGAUAUACGGUCGUCUCUUACAAAUCUCAAGUCUUUGAAGAAUUUGGGUCUAAGCACUUCAGAAGUUUCCAUGGAGCUCUCUUUGAUAAUUGGCAGUCUUGCGAAUUUGACAGUAUUGGACCUCUCAGAUUGCAACUUCUCUGGUUCAAUUCCCUCAACAGUUGGGAACUUGGUCCAACUUGAAGAUUUGAAUCUUGGGGGCUGCAACCUUUCUGGUCAAAUCCCAAAAUCUUUGUUUGCUCUUCCAGCACUGAAAUCACUUACUCUAAGUUCAAACCAACUUUCCGGUGCUCUGGAAGACAUUCCUGCCCCACUGUAUUCACCCUUGCGUUAUAUUCACUUAGACCAAAAUGAGCUCACGGGUGCAAUACCCAAAUCAUUCUUUCAUCUUAAUCACCUCAAAUAUCUCCAUCUUGACUCAAAUAGAUUCACAAGCACAAUUACACUUAGCUCUUUUUGGAGGUUGAAGAGCCUUAGUUCGCUGCGUUUGUCUAACAACUUGUUAUCAAUUGUGGACGAAGAAGACAACAUAGUAACCUCUCUCCCAAACAUCAACGACUUAGAACUUGCAUCUUGCAACCUCACCAAAAUUCCUCGAGCACUGACAUAUCUAGAUAGAGUUGAAUAUCUCGACCUUUCGAAUAAUCAAAUUCAUGGGUUUAUACCAAGUUGGGUAUGGGAGAAUUGGAAGGACCAGCUUCAAAUAUUGAACCUCUCUCAUAACAUGUUUACUAGUUUGGAGAGAUCUCCUUUUCUUGUUGAUAUGCCAUAUUUAUUCACCCUCGAUCUUAGUUAUAAUAGACUUGAAGGAAGCAUACCAAUACCAAUAAUAUUACACCUCUCAUCGGUAUUCAUCUCAUCAUACAUAAAGGUUGUGUUGGAUUACUCGAACAAUAACUUCUCUUCCAUAUUACCUGACUUUGGAAAAUAUGUAAAAAACGUCACGUACCUCAAUUUGUCCAACAAUAAAUUAAAUGGCCAUGUGUCAUCCUCCAUUUGUAGUGCCAGCAAAUUAAGUGUCAUGGACUUAUCAUACAACAAUUUUCGUGGUUUGAUCCCAUCGUGUCUGAUAGGAAGCGGAAAUCUGAAAAUAUUGAAACUGAGAGAAAAUCAAUUCCAAGGAAUGCUACCUAAAGAUAUUAGAGAAGGAUGUAAGUUUCAAACAAUAGAUUUGAAUGGAAACCAAAUUGAAGGUAAAAUACCAAGAUCACUAUCAAAUUGUCAAGACCUAGAGCUUCUUGAUGUUGGAAACAAUCAGAUUCUCGGUUCUUUCCCAUCUUGGUUGGGUGUUCUUCCACAGCUUCGAGUUCUAGUAUUAAGAUCCAACCAACUCAAUGGUUCAAUAUGGGAUAUUAAAGGUGACUGUACAAUCAACAAAUACUUCUCAAGUUUGCAAAUACUUGAUUUGGCCUCCAACAACUUCUCUGGAAACCUACCAAAAGGAUGGUUUCAUAAACUGAAAGCGAUGAUGGAAAAUGUCAGUGACGAGGGACAAGUUCUAGGACAUGAGACAGAUUCAAGAUCAGGAUUUUAUCAAGAUACUGUUACCAUCACUUUCAAAGGGCUUGAUCUUAGUUUCAUCAGAAUCCUAAGCACUUUCAACGCAAUAGAUUUCUCAAAUAACUCAUUUGAGGGUCAUGUUCCGGAGUCUAUUGGAAGACUUGUUUCCCUACGCUAA